Molecule: messenger RNA, 2769 nt
Organism: Cyprinodon variegatus (sheepshead minnow)
Lineage: Eukaryota; Metazoa; Chordata; Actinopteri; Cyprinodontiformes; Cyprinodontidae
Gene: msrab
Product: peptide methionine sulfoxide reductase MsrA 1-like
Exons: 6
Coding region: 183-935 (250 amino acids)
Biological process (GO): cellular response to oxidative stress
Cellular component (GO): cytoplasm
Molecular function (GO): peptide-methionine (S)-S-oxide reductase activity
Source: RefSeq, a predicted model, not a curated record
GCUCUGCAGGCUUUUGUGCCAAAGUCAUAUUAACCCCUUGACUAGUUAAUAUGCACCGCACGACGUGGCCCACGUGCCAUGAAUAUUCAUAUUGAUGGCGGGUUUUUUUCCGGUGUCGUCUGGGCUGCUAUCCGCUCCCUCCUGUCCUUGCCGUUUAACGUAACCCUUUAACUGCUGCCGUUAUGAAAGCUUCCCGGAAGGCUCCGCCGUCGGGCUGCUUUCCACAAACUCUCAGAAAGUGCGCUGGCCUGCUCCUGGUGUACGUGUCGCUGCUCGCCGCUGAAACAAUGACAGAUAAGACCGUGCUGCCGAGCAGAGAGCGGGCUCUGAAGGGAAGGGAGGAGAGAAUGGUCGUAGCAGAUAAGCAUGCAGUUAAUGGGAAUCCCACUGUGGAGCCUUUUCCAGAAGGCAUGGAAACCAUCAUGUUUGGAAUGGGUUGUUUCUGGGGAGCUGAGAAACUGUUCUGGCGGCUUCCAGGAGUCUUCUCCACCCAGGUGGGCUUCGCCGGGGGCUUUACACCCAACCCGACCUACAAUGAAGUCUGCACAGGUCUGACAGGCCACACUGAGGUGGUGAGGGUGGUGUUCUCCCCUCAAGACAUCAGCCUUGGGGAGCUCCUCAGACAGUUUUGGGAGAACCACGAUCCUACACAAGGUAUGAAGCAGCACAACGAUCAAGGCACUCAGUAUCGUUCGGCCAUCUACACAUCCACUGCUGCUCAACGGGAGGCUGCAUUGAAGAGCAAAGAGGCCUUCCAGAAGGAGCUGGACAAGAAAGGCUACGGUCCCAUCACCACCGAGAUCCUGGAGGGACAGGAGUUUUUCUAUGCUGAGGAUUACCAUCAGCAGUACCUGAAGAAGGUGCCCAAAGGCUACUGUGGCCUGAAAGGCACCGGGGUUGGUUGUCCUAUUGAAGGCAGCAAAGAUGAGCUGUGAGAAGGUGAAUGAUGACAAACACAGGCAGACGAUUAAAACUAUGAAUCCAAAAAAGGGGAUAUUUCACAGCAACAAAAUCUAUUAACUGAAACAACAUCCUUAAAAAGUAUUUUCUUAAUGAUAAGUAAUAUGGAGCAGAAAUGCAAACUUUAUCAAUCAUAAAUAUUUUCACAUUUAAAACACUAAAUACAUAAAAUAGCUCUUUGUAAACAAGAAGGAAGUCUACAUAGUGACAUAAUUAACAUGUCAAUAGAAACCAGUGAUACAAAAGAAUGGAAAUAUACUUUCUUAUCCAAUAAGGGGGAAAUUGAAGUAGACCAGCAGCAAAGUAAAAGGAGAACAAAGACAGAAGAUCUGACAUCAAAUAAAAGGUUUUAUAGCGAGGGCACAUUUACAACAGAGGGAAAAGUCAACUCAGGUUACAGAAAUGUGCAUCUGAGGAUGAAUAUUAAACAAUAUUAAUAAUGUCUAACUUCAUUUAUACAGACAGAUAUUUACAAGAAAGGAAAAUAUGUGAGAUGGAUCAGAGAGUUAAUGUACGAAACAAAUAAUGACAACUAAUAUUAAUGCUUAUUUGCUCUUUAUUAACUCUUUCAUAAUCAACAUGGAAAACUAUAUGUUAAACUGUAAAAACCUAUAAUUUCUGUUAGGAGUGGGUGAUAUGAAAAGCAAUUAAGGUUAUGAUAUUUUUUGUUGUUGUCACUUUUUUUUUACAUUGAAGUCAAAAUCCCAAUUUUAUUGCAAUUCAAAAAACAGUAAAGGAAAAAAAAAGUCAAGGUGCAUUUAAGCCAAAGUAAUAAACCAAGGGAUCAAUAUUUUGCCAUUUGGGACCAAACAUAACUGACAUUUAGUUAACAUGCAGCAGAUCUCAGAAAGAAACACGCUCUGAUAAAACAUCAGCUUUCUGUGAUUGAAAAGAAUCUUUUCAUGAUGCAAACAUUUCUGCAGUUUUCCCACAUCUAAUUUGAUAUUUGACAUAACCAAACUGAACUCAAAACAAAGGAAGCCAUAAAAGAGUUGCUGUACCAUCAGUGUUUACAUCUUUAAGAUAAAACUUACAGCUUUGAUGUAACAGUUUAUUUAGGCUUUUAUCUGCAUCUCAUAUUUGGACAAUCACUCAGAUUGUGACAGCAUCUGUCCUUCUCGAGUCUCUUUAUUUUGACCCGCACAACUUUGUCUGACCCAGUUCUGAACUCCUUUAACUCUCCUUAGCUAUAUUAUUUUGCUGUUAUGCUGCUACCUUGGAUGUAUGCUUAGAUAAAUGAUGAUGCUGAGAGAUUAAAUGCGUCGUCGUCCUUAGCUUUCUGGCAGAAUCUAAAGUUUGCAUAUCUAAUUUAGAAUUUUUCAUAAUACCAAUUUGACUAAAACUUCAGUUUCAUAUAAACAAAAGCAACCCCGGAUCAUGAUGCUACCACCUCUAUGCUCUUUGUAGCUUUUGAAGCGGUGGUCCAGUUUGGUUUCUUCACACUAAACAUUACAUAUUUACAGGCCUAGAAGUUUUGUUUGGUGUAAAUUCUUGUUUCCUUCAGACUUGCUGAUUUGACGACUGGUGUGAACCUGAGUCUGAAUCCUAACACUCCAUCAAAUGGUGGUUCUGUCCAGCAUUACUUUAAGGGUGUUUACAAAGGAACUAAUGCAGUAUUUUUUUGUUUUCUGUUCUUCAUCCAUAGAUUCCCUUUUUUUAUUUAAAAUGGACAGGAUAUUUGUCACAUCAAAGUAGGAAAAGCUUUUAAUAAGAUUUAUCAUGGUCUAAUUUUUUUCUUAUUUACAAAUAGUGACAUUUUACCAGAGAUAUAAACACUGUAUUUAAGAGUACUUUCACCAGGAUAGUACA